Bombyx mandarina (wild silkworm) is the source of this 1565-nucleotide messenger RNA. RefSeq names its product cytochrome P450 4C1. The record is from RefSeq and is a predicted model, not a curated record. Lineage: Eukaryota; Metazoa; Arthropoda; Insecta; Lepidoptera; Bombycidae. Gene Ontology annotation, molecular function: monooxygenase activity; iron ion binding; oxidoreductase activity, acting on paired donors, with incorporation or reduction of molecular oxygen.
GGCAAAAUGAUAAUUCUACUGUUGCUGUUUUUUGUCGCAAGUUUAUACUGGUUAUAUUGGACAAACAAAUCAAAAAGAAUGAAUAAAAUGACGGCGUCUCUGCCUGUACCACCAACUUUACCAAUACUAGGAAAUGCUACACUUUUUAUUGGAGACACACAAAAAAUUCUAAAAAGCCUCGAAGACAUCGCUGAUAUUGCUAUUAAACACAAAGGCUCCGCAAAACUAUGGCUCGGUCCGAAGUUAUACGUCGCGAUAGGCGACCCAGAGGACGCACAAGUAGUUCUAGAAAAUUGCCUUGACAAAGACGUGGUUUAUCGGUUCUUACGACCGUGGCUCGGACAUGGCCUUUUCGUGGCUCCAGUUUGUUUAUGGAAAUCGCAUAGAAAAGUACUAUUACCAGUGUUCCAUAAUAAAGUUGUUGAACAAUAUCUACAAAUGAUAUCCGUACAAGCUGACAUCCUUGUCGAACGACUUAACGAAAAAGCAAAUAAAGGAGAGUUCGAUGUUCUUAAAUACAUAACCGCUUGUACAUUAGACAUAGUGUUCGAAACAGCGAUGGGCGAACGAAUGGAUGUUCAGCGUUCUCCCGACACUCCUUACUUGCGAGCUCGGCAUACAGUUAUGACAAUACUAAACAUGCGCUUCUUUAAAGUAUGGCUUCAACCAGACUGCAUUUUUAAUUUAACAUCUUAUAGUAAACAGCAGAAGGACAACAUAGAUCUCACUCACAAGUUCACAGAUGAGGUUGUUAAGAAAAGAAGACUUGAAUAUGAAAGAAAGAAAAAUGACGGUACAGAUCAAUAUACGGGGAAAGUUCGACCCGUUCUUGAUAUGCUUUUCGGUCGUGAAAUAGAAUUUACUGACGAACAGCUUCGAGAACAUAUCGAUUCGAUUACAAUCGCCGGCAACGACACUACAGCGCUUGUAAUUGCGUACACUCUUGUACUGCUAGGAAUACAUCAGAACGUACAAGAAAAGGUUUAUCUUGAGCAGAGAACAAUCUUCGGAGACUCCAAACGAGGCGCCGACAAAGUUGACGUAGCAAAAAUGCAAUAUUUGGAGAGAGUACUGAAGGAAAGCAUGAGGCUUUAUACCGUGGUCCCGAUUAUUGCCCGUAACGUUCACAAGGAUACGUACCUCCCCCGCUGUGGAGUGACAUUGCCAGCUGGAAUCGGGGCUGUAGUUGGGCCUUUUGCUAUACACCGUUCCAAAGCAGUAUGGGGUCCCGAUGCUGAUGAGUUCGAUCCCGACAGAUUUCUACCGGAAAGGUCUUUGAAUAGGCAUCCGGCCGCGUUCCUGCCUUUCAGCCACGGAUCCAGGAACUGCAUCGGACGGAACUUCGGCAUGCUGAUAAUGAAGAGCAUUGUUUCAACCAUCUCCAGGUCUUAUAGAAUCGAAGCAGACGAACUUGGGCCGCUUAAGAUUGAAAUGCUUCUAUUUCCAAUCAGAGGUCAUCAAAUUAGAAUAUCUAGAAGAGAAACUUUAGCUUAAUUUAAACUAAAUUUUUAAGUUAAUUAUAAACACUCUAAAGAAUAUGCAAAAAUAAAAUCGAAUGCCGUUCC